AUGUCGUAUUCUUGCGAGGAUGAGCACCACGACCAUCAUGGCCAUGGACACAACCAUACAGCACCGAUUCCGACCAAUGCUGAGCAGUCGCUCUAUUCGUUCAUCGAUACGGCCAAAAUCAUCUGCCUCAAUGCGGUGGCUCCGACGGUUCCCGGACAAUGUGAGAGCUACAGGGGGUUCUUGAAGGACCAGGAAUCGCGGUUCAACUGUGGUUACUACCUGCAAAGCGAUGCGGACUGCCAGAUGGUGGUGCAUAUACCUUUUACUGGGAACUGCAGAUUAUUCUCCAUUAUACUCAGGACCAACGCAAAUGAUGCAGGCGCUGAAUUGAGCACGCCGAAAAGUAUCAAACUGUUCAAGAACUUCAAUAGAAACAUCGACUUUGACUCUUUGGAUUCGUCGAAGGAAGACCUGAAGAUUGAGCAUCCGGAAGAUGUAGGUCUCAAAGAUUGUCACGAGACGGAGAACGACGACGAAAGCACUUUUGUUGAGCACCAUUUGCCCCGUCGCAUCUUCCAGAACUGCUCGUCGCUCACGCUGUUCUUCGAGGAUAAUUGGUCCGGAGACCAAGACGAGCUUUGUAGGCUCUACUAUUUGGAAGUUAGAGGCGAGUUCUCGGGACAAAAGGUGCUGAACAACGGCGUCCCAAUGAUGAAUGUAUAUGAGGCGGCUCCUAACCCAGUCGACCACAAAAAGUUGGAAGCGGAACAGGAUGAGCUCGGAAUGGGAAUGUAA
Molecule: messenger RNA, 735 nt
Organism: Torulaspora globosa
Lineage: Eukaryota; Fungi; Ascomycota; Saccharomycetes; Saccharomycetales; Saccharomycetaceae
Product: PITH domain-containing protein
Exons: 1
Coding region: 1-735 (244 amino acids)
Cellular component (GO): nucleus
Source: RefSeq, a predicted model, not a curated record